GUCAUGUGAUGCCGGAAGUUGUAGGUUACUGGUGGUGGAAAUCACACGUGUGGACUGCUGUGGCCGGCAGUGGAGGGAACAUGUCCGCGGCGCUGCUCAGGAAGGGGCUGGAGCUGCUGGGCUCUGAUUCCGGCGGUAUAAAGAAAAGACCAGGAGGCAACAAUCAGCAAGCAGCAUUAAGUAGCCACAAGAUAGGAAUGAAGAAACAGCGCCGGAGACUAAAGCAGCAAGGAAAGCCCCAAAACCAGAAAGCAUCAGCCAAAAACAGAGUGAUCAGAUCGGCCGUGGAGGAGUACAAGAAGCAAACCGCGAAGGAUCAUCUCGCACAGAACCUCAAGUACAUGCUUGGUACACAAGCUAUUGCAAAUGAAGUCUCGUGCCACAAGAUUCUGAAUCAGCACUUUGGACGGAAAGCAAAAGACCAGCGUGUCAAAAAGCAAAAGAAGGUGGUAGAAAAGUCUGUCUUUACAGAUCAGGACUUCGAAAAGUUUCAGAAAGAGUAUUUUGGAGCCAGAUAGCAGAGAGGAGGUUCAGUCACCCCUUGGCAGAUAUAUUACUUUAUUUCAAGUCUACUGGUUUUCUUAUGUGUUAUGGGGCAUUAGAAAGGAUCAGAACAUUUUGUGGUGGACUAAACAAAGACACGCUGGACUGCAUUUCUCUGUAAAAUGUUAUCACUGUGUCUAUAAUCUUUGUUAUAAAACUGGGGGAAAUGUAGAAAUGAUAUGUCGCUAUGGAAAGAGAGUGCCUGAAACAAUAAAAAGAGCAAAGAGUGGAAAGUAAAGAAAGGUGGAUAGAGGGAGGCAUGCUUUCAGAAUGAUAUUAUUAACGAAGGCCACUAUGCUAGUAAAGGGGGUUUCCAGUAAGAUUAAAAAAAAAAAAAAAAGUCCAGAACAUGUUAAAAAUCACCAUGAAGGAUUUCUGUCCAUUCCCAUGCCGCUGGCCGUCUGAGACGUCGGUCCCUGCUGCUCUACUCUUCCUGUCUGGGCUCAACAUGGUAGAAACGCUAGGAAAGGCCUGCUCCUGCAAUCACUCUAAGGCCUCAUGCACACGACCGUGGCCCGUAUUGCAGCCCACAAACAGUGGGUCCACAAUAUGCAGGCAUCGGUCGUGUGUUCCCCGCAUCACGGAUGCGGACCCUUUGACUUGAAUGGGUCCGCAAUCCAGAGCAUCUAUUUUUUUUUCGCCGGUGCGGACGUAUCACCUAUUCAAGUUGAAUGGGUCUCGAUCCAUCACGGGUGCCGCACGGAAGUUGCCCUGCAUUGGGGACCGCAAAUUUGCGGUCCCCAAUGCAUGGAACGGCCGUGUGCAUGAGACCUAAGACUGGUUUCACAUCACAGUUUAUUUUUCAAUUUUUCUGAUCCAUCAGAAGAACAGAAAAAGGAGCAAA
This is a messenger RNA of Bufo bufo (common toad), 1387 nucleotides long. RefSeq names its product ribosomal protein S19 binding protein 1 (gene RPS19BP1). Lineage: Eukaryota; Metazoa; Chordata; Amphibia; Anura; Bufonidae. Gene Ontology annotation, cellular component: nucleolus. Gene Ontology annotation, molecular function: enzyme binding. Bases 9 to 518 code for a protein of 169 amino acids. The transcript is spliced from 4 exons. The record is from RefSeq and is a predicted model, not a curated record.